AUGGUCAAUCAUAUAGUCGAACAUAGUCUUAUUUCAAAAAAUCAACAUGGUUUUGUCAAUAAAAAAGCUUGUGUGACUAAUUUGUUGGGGUCAAUUGACAUGAUGUCAAAAGCAUUAUCUAUGGACGUAGCUUUUAUAGAUUUAAGUAAAGCAUUCGAUAUGGUUCCCCACAAAAGACUAAUUUACAAACUUGAGGUAUAUGGUUUUACUGGAAAUCUCCUGAAUUGGAUAAAUUUGUUUUUACACCAGCGUUUUCAACGAAUCGUGAUGGGCGAUUAUGUUUCCUUGUGGCUUGAGGUAUUUAGUGGCGUCCCUCAAGGAUCCGUCUUAGAUCCAAUACUUUUUAUCAUUUUUGUGAACAAUAUUUCCAAUAUUGUUAACCACUCAUGUAAAAUGUAUGCUGAUGACACAAAACUGCAGGCACGUUUAGACCACCCAUUAGCUUCACAAAAAUUUCAAACUGAUAUCUACAACAUAGUCGAAUGUCUAAAAGAUAAAUCCGAAAUGCCAGGUUCAAAUUGUUGUCAACCAGGAUGUACAGUUUCAAGUUCUAUUAAGCACAAAGAUAUCACCUUAUUCAGAAUUUCUAUGAGGACAGGAGACUUCUAUUAA
This is a messenger RNA of Hydra vulgaris (swiftwater hydra), 612 nucleotides long. RefSeq lists its product as uncharacterized. The record is from RefSeq and is a predicted model, not a curated record. NCBI's taxonomy places the organism in Eukaryota, Metazoa, Cnidaria, Hydrozoa, Anthoathecata, Hydridae.